AUGUCAGACAAGCCCUACAGUGAAAUGACUGAUGCCGAUUGGAAAGCAAAAGGUCUUUCAAAAGAAGCUAUCGCCGUCACAAGGCAUGCUGGAACUGAAAGACCGGGCACUUCGCCACUGUAUCAACAUAAAGAGAGCGGGGUCUAUCACUGCGUGUGCUGUGGUACUCCGCUAUUUAAAUCCGCUCAUAAGUUUGAAUCGAGCUGUGGAUGGCCGGCGUUUUACGCAGACAGCUUCGACGCCAUGAUUGAAAAGGUGGAUAUGUCGCAUGGCAUGAAACGAGUUGAAGUGCUGUGCAAAACGUGUGGAGCUCAUUUAGGCCAUAAAUUCGACGACGCUAUGCAUCACAACAAAACGGUUCCAGUUGAUACUCGCUACUGCAUAAAUGGAGUUUCUCUAGAGUUCCAGAAAGCUACUUGA
Molecule: messenger RNA, 420 nt
Organism: Symsagittifera roscoffensis
Lineage: Eukaryota; Metazoa; Xenacoelomorpha; Acoela; Convolutidae
Product: peptide methionine sulfoxide reductase MsrB-like
Exons: 1
Coding region: 1-420 (139 amino acids)
Biological process (GO): response to oxidative stress; protein repair
Cellular component (GO): cytoplasm
Molecular function (GO): peptide-methionine (R)-S-oxide reductase activity
Source: RefSeq, a predicted model, not a curated record